Messenger RNA from Blumeria graminis f. sp. triticale, 990 nucleotides. Lineage: Eukaryota; Fungi; Ascomycota; Leotiomycetes; Helotiales; Erysiphaceae. The record is from the annotation of a GenBank genome assembly.
UUAGUUGUGGCGGGAUCCUCAGGUGGCAUUGGACAACCUCUAAGUCUCUUAUUGAAAACUUGUCCUUUAAUUAGUGAACUAGUUCUUUAUGAUAUUUUGAAUACUCCAGGAUGGGCAGCCGACCUCUCUCACAUCCCAUCGACUGCGAAAGUCACAGCAUUUCUUCCAGAAAGAGGUGGAGAGAGAGCAGCCUAUGAAGGUGCCGAAAUUGUCAUCGUCCCUGCCGGAAUCCCUCGGAAACCAGGGAUGGAUCGUGAUAAUCUUUUCAGCAUCAAUGCCAGCAUCGUCAAAAGUAUCAUUGAACUUGUUGCCGAAGUUGCCCCAAAAGCUUAUAUCUUAAUUAUUUCAAACCCAGUCAACUCGACUGUGCCAAUUGCAGCUGAAGCCCUCAAGUCCAAGGGUGUCUUUGAUCCUCGAAGGCUUUUUGGCAUUACCACUCUCGAUGUGGUUCGUGCCCAAACAUUCGCUGCUGAAAUAACUGGAGAGAAAAACCCACUAAAUAUAACUAUUCCUGUUGUUGGAGGCCACUCUGGAGAAACAAUUGUGCCUCUUUUUAGUCAAGCUAAUCCAUCAAUUUCAAUCGAAUCUACAAAGCUAGCCGAAUUGGUAAAGCGAGUCCAGUUUGGUGGCGACGAAGUUGUGAAGGCCAAGGAGGGGAGCGGUUCGGCAACCCUCUCCAUGGCAUAUGCUGCUUUUAGAUUCACAGAAUCUCUCCUUAAAGCCCUUGGAGGCGAGGAAGGUAUAGUUGAACCAAGCUUUGUGUAUCUUCCAGGUAUUACAGGUGGCGCAGAAAUUCAAAAAGAAGUCGGCGUUGACUUUUUCUCUGUUCCGAUUGAAUUGAGUACCAACGGAGCCGAAAAAAUUCAAGACCCAAUAUCUAAUGCAACCGACGAUGAAAAGAACCUGAUAAAAGCGGCAAUCGGGGGUUUAAAAGAAAAUAUUGAAAAGGGAAUUACCUUUUUUCACACACCGCAAAGUGAAUUUCUCUAA